Anopheles darlingi is the source of this 674-nucleotide messenger RNA. RefSeq lists its product as uncharacterized. Lineage: Eukaryota; Metazoa; Arthropoda; Insecta; Diptera; Culicidae. The transcript is spliced from 2 exons. Bases 223 to 633 code for a protein of 136 amino acids. The record is from RefSeq and is a predicted model, not a curated record.
AAUUAAUGUGACGUAAGGUAAGCAACGGGACAACGCAUAAAACAACAUCGAGUAUCGAGCCGGACCCGUUGAGCAUACCAAUUAGGCUAGUUUUAUAAUGUGCUUGCUCCCUGCCCCCGGGAUGGCUAUCAGUGCAUUCAAGUGGACGACAUUAUUGGCUAGCCAAAAUCCGUGCUCCAUUCAAACACCAACAUCGAUCGCGUGCAGAAGAGCGGCCUAGAAAUGUGGUGCACAUUGAAAAGUCUUCUAGCGUGUGUUCUAUUGCUUGCAAUAGUGCAACAGCCAGUGUAUUGUGCAUACAAUCCGUACGAUUAUAAUUUGGAUUUGCAAAAGUUUGAAUACUUCAAAUAUCCUCCUUCCCGCGGUAACUUGCGACCGGUGAACGAUGCAAGUGUGGCAGAGAAGGCGAUCGCGGUGGUAAAGUACUUCCACAAUCUGCUGGCGGGUCAUCCGAUACAGGAGAGAAAUUACUACAUCCCGUUCGAUCCAAAUCGUGGCCGACAAAUGAGGGAAGCUUAUCAGCGGCAGUUUGGCUACCGAGGAGAAAAUCUCAUCGCGCUUGUAGGGAACGGUUACUCGCCAAAGGCUUUGCGGUAUUACGGUGCGAUAGGGAAACAUUUUGGCAAAUACUAAAUAAGAAGUCCUGUGAAUUUUAUUUAAGAAAUAAAGUAAUU